UCUUCCUCCUCCUCUAUCCGCUCUGUGGAAUAAACAUGGCGAUGUUGACAAGUACAAUGUUUUCAACGCAGCAGCAUUGAUCCUCUAGAUUAAAUCAAAAGGACGUUGGAUAUUAUAUGUAACCGGAUUAGGACACACUGUUGGGUUCCUGGAGCGAGACAAACAAUAUUCACGAGUUAAAAUUGGAUCGAAAAUUCCACCAUGCCUCUGCUGUUUUUGGAGAGGUUUCCCUGGCCCAGCCUGCAGACCUACACAGCACUGAGUGUAGCUUUGCUUGCUGGUAGCAUCUUCAGUGCCUAUACUACUGUGACAGAUCCAGGUUUUGGGUCAUUGGAAACUGAUGAAACACAAGCCCCUUCAGAAGUGGAUCUGGAUCUUAACAAUGACAUUAGCAAUACAGAACUGGCAACCACUGUCCUGUGGUACCUUGUCACUGAUAGUCUUUUUGUAUGGGUAUUAGUCAACACAUUCUGCUGCUCCUUGAUGUUAAUUGCUAAAAUGAUUCAGUAUGUGGUGUUUGGUCCACUUAGAGUCAGUGAGAAACAGCACCUUAAAGAUAAGUUUUGGAACUUCAUAUUCUACAAAUUCAUUUUUAUCUUUGGCGUUCUGAACGUGCAGACAGUAGAGGAGGUUGUCAUGUGGUGCUUGUGGUUCUCUGCCCUGGUCUUUCUCCACCUUAUGGUGCAGCUCUGCAAAGACCGAUUCGAAUAUCUGUCAUUCUCGCCUUCCACCCCCAUGAACAGCCAUGUGCGAGUGCUGUGUCUGCUGGUUUCCCUGCUGCUGGACUGCUGUGGCCUGGCUGUGGUCUGUGGUUUGCUGGGAGCUUCCCAUGGCUUGCACACACUCUCUUUCAUGGCAGCAGAGUGUCUGCUUGUGACUGUUCGCACUGGUCACGUCAUCAUGCGCUACUCCAUUCAUUUGUGGGAUCUAAAGCAUCCAGGAACUUGGGAAAGUAAGGGAACAUACGUCUACUACACAGACUUCAUCAUGGAGUUGGCCAUGCUGUUUCUGGACCUCAUGCACCAUAUCCAUAUGUUGCUCUUUGGUAACAUUUGGUUGUCCAUGGCAAGCUUGGUCAUCUUCAUGCAGCUGCGCUACCUCUUCCACGAGGUCCAGCGCCGUGUCCGAAGACACAAGAACUACCUACGUGUCAUCAACAACAUGGAGGCCAGAUUUGCUGUUGCUACUGCAGAGGAACUCGCAGCUAAUGAUGAUGACUGUGCCAUCUGCUGGGAUACCAUGUUGACAGCACGUAAACUACCCUGCGGACAUCUCUUCCACAACUCAUGUCUUCGGUCAUGGCUGGAGCAGGACACUUCAUGUCCCACGUGUCGGACAUCCCUAAAUAUUAAUGGGGACGGGGGUCAAGCGAGGAGCCAGCAGCAGGGGGCAGGCUUAGAAGACAACAUGGGUGCAGUCGGACCUGCUGCAGAUGCUAGACCACAUAUUAACCAACACAACCACUUUUUCCACUUUGACGGUCAGUUGUUGAGCCAUACGUAUGCGUUUUUUUGUCACACAGGUUUACUGCAUGUGAAGAAUAAUAAUGAAACAUGUUUGUUUCCAGGAUCCCGCAUUGCCAGCUGGCUGCCAAGUUUUUCUGUGGAAGUAAUGCACACAACCAAUAUCUUGGGUAUGGCUCAGGCCAACAACUCACAGCUCACAGCCAUGGCCCAUCAGAUUCAGGAGAUGUUCCCUCAGGUGCCGUCCUAUCUGGUAAUGCAGGACCUCCAACUGACACGCUCUGUGGAAGUCACCACUGACAACAUCCUGGAAGGACGCAUCCAGGUUCCUUUCCCCACACAGGCCAUAGAGCGGGGCCCUAUACAGGUGAACUCUGCAACGGAGGAGCAGGAGGAGGCCAGCGGAUCAGCAGAACAGGCCGCUGAGCCAGACAACAUCGAGGCCAGAGGAGGGCGCUUUUCCAAGUCGGCUGAGGAGAGGCAGAAGAUGCUGAAGCAAAGAAAGGAGGAAAUGCUCCAGCAAGCACGCAGGAGAUAUCUAAACAAGACCCCAGAGGACCAAGAUGAGGAUUUGCCUGGGCUCGAGGAGGACUCUGCUCUGGAAUUAGACUUAACUGUACUGAGACGUACAACCAUGGCUGCAGCUGCAGAGAGACGCAUGCAGAACCAACAAGACCCUGCACCCUGAUAAACACAGAUUGUCAUACUGCUGGCAACAUGGUCCACCACAUUAUCCUCCAAGAGGCACCAAAAGAGCUUGUCGAACCUUCCCCUGCGUGGUCGACUGUCAUCACUCAUUGAAAAAUGUAGUUAAAAAGUAUCAUCGACAUGGCCUUCGUGCCAUUCAAGCUGCCUAAGUAAAACGCGACUAAUGUGAAUGGCCUCUACAUCACUAAUUCCCUAAAGCCUGUGUUUUUGGAACAUCAUUUUAAAUUUGGAGGGUGCAAGUAAAAAAGAAAAGAAAUAGAGGAUGCAUCUUCUUUUAUUCACGUGCCACACUCUGCAACCACCAGCUUCAGUGGAGAGCCAGUAUCUGCCAUAACUCAGACUGGCUGUCAAACAUAAGCAUGCUUUGCAAUCGGAUUAUCAAAGUCUUUAUGAGAAGGGGUUAAAGGUAUCAUUUCUGUAUAGAGCUACUCUUUGGGUUCUUGUUUGUUCUAUUUUAUCUGACUUUUUUUUUUUUUUUUGCCGAUGGAGUGUCAGACUCCGUAUUCGGGAUGGAGAAACUCAUGAUGUAUUUGUGUGUUAUUUUAUGGGUUUUCACUGUGAAUUAAAUGUAGACAAAUGACAAUAUGUUUUACGUCUUACCUUUGAGUAAGAGAAUGUCACUUUAGUAUUUUUCAGCCUUUCUGUCAAAUAUGAAUGUGUCUGUCAAAAAAAUGCUGCAAAACAAAGUGUUUUUGGCCCGCAUGGGUUCUUCUGUAUUUAGUGUGUAAUGUCACCCAUUGCAGAUAGUUUGCAUUAUAUUAUUUAACAAGGAGGGAGAGGACUUGUGAUUCUUUGUUUUUUCUAAUACUGGUCCCCUGAGACGCUUGCAGAAAAGGGGAUGUAUUACAUUUUUGUGUAAGUGCAAUGGGUGUCAUCUCAUUCUUUCUUAAAUUACCCUUCAGUUAAGAUCAUCAAAUAUUUUUCUAAAUUCUGUGUAGUAAUGCUACGCAUGCAGUCUUCCUCUGUUUCAGUAGUGUUUUCCUCUGGAAGAAAAUGAUUAAACCUCUUGAAUGAGCAGCAAAACAAUAUGUGAGACUGAAUCCCAUUGGCUUUGUAAAUUCUCUAUUAACUGGAUGACUAAAAAUGUUUGUGGACAAUUUUUGAGGGUGAUUAUUUGUCUGCUCACAUUGAGGUAAAAAAUUAUACCUGCAAGGAACAUAAUCACCCUCUGGUCAAACAUGAUUUUUCUGUAAUUUUCCAGCAAUGUGCAGCAUUGCCCUUGAAGCUUUUUGGUAUUGAGUCUGUAGCCGGUUGACACAUAUCAGCUGAAAUACAGAUGUAGACUGUGUAUUAUAAAGGUUUGAGUUAUGUGGUUACAGUGCAAGAGCAGUUUGGGGUGAGAUGUGCAUGAAUCUAGCAAGUGCUUUUGUUUCCUUUCACUUUAUCCCAAAGAGAAGUCCACAAACCCCCAUGAAAAUCUCAAGUGUUGUGAUCUUUACUCUGUUAUUUUAUUUUCAAUCUCUGUUUGGGGGUGUUGUAAGAAGAUAGAUUCAAGACUCAAAAUGUAAAAAAAAUAAAAAUAAAUUCCAGUUUUGUUUUCAUUUUCAGUUUUGUCGUUCAGUAACUUUUAAUAUCCAUGAUAUAUUUUCCUAUUCAUGGGUUGUCUUUCGUAACCAUGACUUAUUUAAUCAAAACUGAAAUACUUUCUUCGACUGAACAUUCUUGUAAUUUUGUGCCUAAAUCAAGAAUGGUUCAGUUAUGGAUAAUUUCUGUAAAUCUAGUUUUUGUAAAAUACGUUACUACAAAAUACUCAAUAAACAGAGCUUUACAGCUUUUUAACAAAA
Messenger RNA from Sphaeramia orbicularis (orbiculate cardinalfish), 3955 nucleotides. Its product is annotated as E3 ubiquitin-protein ligase AMFR. Gene Ontology annotation, biological process: protein K48-linked ubiquitination; ubiquitin-dependent protein catabolic process; endoplasmic reticulum unfolded protein response. NCBI's taxonomy places the organism in Eukaryota, Metazoa, Chordata, Actinopteri, Kurtiformes, Apogonidae. The record is from RefSeq and is a predicted model, not a curated record. Gene Ontology annotation, molecular function: ubiquitin binding; ubiquitin protein ligase activity. The transcript is spliced from 13 exons. Bases 202 to 2151 code for a protein of 649 amino acids. Gene Ontology annotation, cellular component: ubiquitin ligase complex; cytosol; endoplasmic reticulum.